AUGUAUCUUCUUCAAACUUUUAAACGCAUAACACUUUAUAAUAACGGAAUUUCAUAUUGCUCUAAUAAUGAUAUUGAUUUCGCUUUACCUUUCAAUGAGUACUUUGAUGAAUUUAUAAAUGGGCUUAUCACUUUAUCUGAAAUUGGAAAUAUUGAUAUGUUUGAAAGUGGUGAUUUUAAAUAUCGGUCCAAUUUUGCAUCUAAAAAUAUUGAAGAUAACGUAGUAGAAAGUGCUAGAAUUAAAAAUAUUGAAAAUGAUAUGUUUGAAAGUGAUAAUUUAGAAUAUCGGUCCAGUUUCACACCUAUAAUUGAAAAUGUAGGAGAUAACAUAUAUGAAAGUGAUUCAGAAGAUGAGCUUGAAGACAGUCCUUUAAAAGAGAUAUAUACUGGGCAGACUUUUCCUACUUUUGAGUCACUUGAGAAAUGUUUGAAACACUAUUCUACCAAAAUGGGUUUUGAAACUAAGAUCGUACGAGUUGAAAAUGAAAAUAAUGUAGAUCCUACAACAAAUAAAGAGCAUAAGUCAGCUUGUAUAGAGUGUGAUUUUGUGUUAAAUAUGUCAUAUAGAAAACUGCCAAAUCAUAUAUUUGUCAACAAACUUGUUGAAAAACAUAAUCAUGCAUUAAAAGAUAGUAAUUUGCUUCAAGUUUUGCUAUCAUCACGAAAACUACUUACACAUAUAAAAGAAGAGAUUUAUAAUAGAGAUCUUUAUAAUAUGAUCAGUAGAUUCAAAGAUGAUACCCAAACUAAAAAUGAUACUUUAACUUUAUAUUUAUCUUUAGACUAUAGUUCAGCACUGUGCAUUUCACAUUUGACAAAAUCUGUAUCUGACUUUGACAGUCGCUGGGCAGAUCUGAUGAACAAAUAUCUAGAAGUUCAAGAUUACUGUAAUCGAGUAUUGUAUCUGACAAAAGAAUGUUGGGCAUAUGCCUUUACAAAACGAAAUUUUUCAGCAAACACCUAUUCAACACAACAUGUUGAAAGUAUAAAUCAUGUUAUAAAAUUAGAAGCCAACUCUGGAAACUCUUUAUGUCAACUUCAAACAGGAAUCGAAUUGAGACUUAAAGAUGAAGCCAAAUAUACGAGAUUACAAGAGUUCCGAAAUAUGAAUUCUACAGCAGGUUUUCCUAAUAAGCCAGAUGGUCAUAACAUUGGAUUUAUAGAAGACGAUUAUGAAAAACUACAAAUUCUAUUAAAUGUAGCCUUAGAGGAUUGUCGUGGAAUUGGCAUAAAAGAAACUUGGGAAGUUAAGCAUAUUCAAAGUACAACAAACCAUUCGCAAUUUGUUUUAUUGCUUGAAGAUGCACUUUUUAAUAUGAAGUUGAUUCCGUUACAUUGGUUUUCUGAAGAAGGUCUUGUAGUGUUUGAUGAAAAUCAAGAAUCAUCUGUUCAGGUGGUACAAAAUGAUGAACCAAUUCCAACUAAUACAUUUCAAACAUUAGAAAAGAUUCGUAGGCAAGAAAUUAAUAUCAGAAAUGCUAUAAAAUUAGAUUCAAAAAAGGUUUCAUAUUGUUGUGGUCUCGGGCUUUGUAAAAAGGCAUUGGAUAUAGCAGUCAUAAAUGGUUCUCAUAUUGUUUUAGAAAACAUAUUACAAUGA
Messenger RNA from Dentiscutata heterogama, 1596 nucleotides. The record is from the annotation of a GenBank genome assembly. Lineage: Eukaryota; Fungi; Glomeromycota; Glomeromycetes; Diversisporales; Gigasporaceae.